GGUGCCGAUCUUCUUGCUGUAAAUGCUGACGGGAAUAUGCCCUACGAUAUUUGCGAAGAUGACGCCACCCUCGAUCUCAUCGAAAGCGAGAUGGCAAGCAGAGGUAUAACCCAAGAGGACAUCGACGAAAAACGUCGCGUUCCCGAGCGCGAAAUGCUCGCAGCGAUGGAGCACUUGGUUAAAACCUCCGGUGAUUUAAAUCAACUUGACAGUCAGGGCGCAGCUCCUUUGCACAUCGCUGCGGCGUGUGGCUACUUGGACGUAGUUGGCUUUCUCCUUCAACACGGAGCGAACAUCGAUUUGCCUGACCGAGACGGGUGGAUGGCCAUUCAUGUGGCCGCUUGCUGGGGGCAGUACGAAGUGAUAGAGAUGCUGACUAACUUCGGCGCCAAAUUGGACACACCAACGGUGAAUGGUGGAGAAACGGUAUUUGACAUCUGCGAGGAUGAGAAGCUGCAUGAGCGUCUGAUACUCCUCAGAGAGGAACUGAAACGAUGGCAGUCCUUCCACUUAGUCCAGAACCAAACCAGUGCAUCCAAUGGCAACAGUGAUCUCAACAAUAGGAACCGUGGUGGGCUCAGUCGACGCCGAAGCAGCAACCCACGAAGGCAAGUUCAAAUCAAUGCAUGA
Molecule: messenger RNA, 630 nt
Organism: Hydatigera taeniaeformis
Lineage: Eukaryota; Metazoa; Platyhelminthes; Cestoda; Cyclophyllidea; Taeniidae
Source: the annotation of a GenBank genome assembly